Molecule: messenger RNA, 2635 nt
Organism: Annulohypoxylon maeteangense
Lineage: Eukaryota; Fungi; Ascomycota; Sordariomycetes; Xylariales; Hypoxylaceae
Product: anaphase-promoting complex, cyclosome, subunit 4-domain-containing protein
Exons: 6
Coding region: 167-2509 (780 amino acids)
Biological process (GO): anaphase-promoting complex-dependent catabolic process; protein K11-linked ubiquitination; positive regulation of mitotic metaphase/anaphase transition
Cellular component (GO): anaphase-promoting complex; nuclear periphery
Molecular function (GO): protein binding
Source: RefSeq, a predicted model, not a curated record
GGCAACUACCACUCAAGUAAAAUCAAUUCUCGAAGCAACUUGAAGGAAACAAUUUCUCGCAAUCUGUAACUUUAAACAACAACACGAUCGACCUUAAUUCGUGAACGAUGCACAAUGAUUAGCCAUUUAUCGGAUAUCUCCAAAGUCCUUGCUCUCAAGAGUAAUCAUGACUGAACCAAUUAAGCUCACUCUCCUCAGUGAAUCGCGACUUGAUCCCAGGCUGCGUAACGGCCUUCUCACAUAUAACCCCCAUAUUGAACUCUUUGCCGGCGCCGCUGGGCCAAAGACCCUCCAAAUUUGGCGAUCAAAUAGCCAAAUUGUGACAAAGAGCAGCCAGCGUGGUGAACGAGACAAUGUCGAAGCCCUCUGCUGGAAAGCUGACGGCCAGUUCCUUGCCGUUGCAUGGAGCGAUGGAGUGGUGAGGUUGAUGGGUUUGGAGACGAAUAAGGCCGUCCAUCAAAUGCCAAUAUGCGAGACGGGCAAAUCUCGGAUCACCUGCGUUGGUUGGGGACGUAACAAUGCUGGAAGACGCCCAGCUUCAGCUUCUAUCUCUUCAUCACUGUCCUUAGAAGACGUUCUACCCAAGGGACUAUUCCCAAGCGGCAAAAACCCCGUCGUGGAUCUUCCUCGAGAGCUUACGUUUCUUGAAGUGGAGACCGCUCUUCCAAAGCUUAGUCCUUUACCUGCAUCGGGUGGUUCAGGUGAUGACUCCUUCGUAUUUACUACUAGGGCAUCGUUGGAAUUUUUAUUCCAGCCCUUCGCCCCCCAUGACAGCGAUAAAGUCGACGUCAUGAUUGUUGGCACUGACGAUGGGCGAGUACAUGUCAGUAUCUACGAUUCAUUUAUCAUCGGGACUUUCAACUAUGCUCUGCCACAGUCUUCGGGGAGGAAUACUCUUUUACAACUAUGCCACCAUGCCUCUCACCCUGACUUAUCAACACACAUUUUGGUUUUCAAACCAUCUAAAGACAACAAGACAUCAACUGUGUAUCUCAUUCCUAUGGAUUUGACCUUCAUCCACUCCUCGCCAGAGAAUCUAUCCCUGUUAGCUUCGAAGACCACAACUCUACAAAAGCUGUUAAGAUAUGUCAAGCAGGUGCAGAUGCAUAUGAUACAUGAGUGGCAGUCAACUCGAGAGCUUCCAACCAAGUUUUUGAACAGCAUCAACGAGACGUUACGAGAGUCGGGAAACUAUGGUGAAAUGACAAUUGGACAGGCGCUGUACCACUCAGUUGUCACAGGUCACACGUUUCCAGAUGUCCGAGAAUGGCUAGUUGAUCAAUUAGCUGAGAGAGGCCAUAAACGCUGGGAUAAAGCAGUUGUGUCAGGCCUGCAGGCACUCCGUAGUCUUGUCCACGAGAACUUUCUUCCGGCCCUGGAGCGCAUUGGUAUUAUUCUCAGUCGUCUCCUCGGCAUUGCGAGGUUUCAUGAGUCGAAGGCCGAGACCGGCUUCACCGGCGCGCAGAUUACUAGAAUUAUGGAUAUUGUAUCCUGCUUAAUGCUAGUAGGGAACAAGAUCCUAUUACUCGUCAUGGAAGAGCUAGAACUGUUCCAAUCUUUCUCAAUCUGGCUUCGUCACGAGAUCGAUAAGCUCGCAUCUUCAUCAGGGACAGAUGAGCUAACAGAAAAAGAGGCAACAAUGGAACAUGGAAAGAUUCUAGCUUACAUCCAACAAUAUAUGCCUGCCAGUCCUUUGCGGCAUCAUCUUAGUAACGUCGCCGCAGAAAACACAGAGAAAGGUCGCCAGCAAGCCGAAGGUGGAAGCUCUCUAUUAGAACUACUUAGCAAGCAGAUCAAGAAGCAAGAUUCCGGGCAGCCUGAUGAGAGCAUAUUCUCGCAGGUUGAAUUCCUGUGCGGAUAUAUGGACGACAAGGCUGAUGCAAUAUUCGAAGGCAUCGCAGAAGCCGAAAAACGGAGUGUGCGAUUUGGCCAGCCAACUACUAUCAAAUUGGAUAGUAACAUAUCUAUGAUCGAUGUUACGAUGUCUGUCAUUUCUAAUUCUGAUACGCCUCAAGCGAUGACGUACACAGCUCUUACAACAGAGAAGAAAGACCGCACCGUAUACAUAUUUCGAACGGCCAUGAGCGUACACAACGGGAUAAGUGGUUCGGUCAUAACCUCGGUCUCCUGCAUGGACCUUGGCGACGGAACAGUGCUUAAUCUAAAAUUCCUGUGUAACAACAGUCUACUCGUCCUAUGGGCGCCAAAGGGCCAAUCACCGCGGAUUAUCAGUAUACCGCACAAGUCCGACGAGUUGGGCUACCAACCAUAUAGCCCCGGGGACGUUGUGACCCCUCAUGUCCUCAGCAACGAUCAAGUUACCAGCGUAUUCACGAACAUGGAAGUACCUUGCGAGCCUAGCUUUACGCCGGCAUUCAUGGAGGUUAAGGCGGCUAGCUCGGAACGAGGUAGUAUACCGCCGCGGGUUUGUUUGCUUGGGAGUGACUUGCAGACGUAUAAGGUAUUUGCUUUGCCGGAGAGUGAAUUUGGAGAGGCUGCAAAAAAUUAGGGUGAGAUUGCGUACACACCUAAUGAAAAAUGCGUGGUCUUUCUCCUAUGAGGUACCUAGAUACUUAAAAUAGACCUGUCAACUGAUAAAUGGCGAAUCAUAAUCACGUUUAUGGGAACCUUAGAG